Molecule: messenger RNA, 1758 nt
Organism: Trichomycterus rosablanca
Lineage: Eukaryota; Metazoa; Chordata; Actinopteri; Siluriformes; Trichomycteridae
Gene: ak8
Product: adenylate kinase 8
Exons: 14
Coding region: 176-1654 (492 amino acids)
Biological process (GO): nucleobase-containing compound metabolic process
Cellular component (GO): cytoplasm
Molecular function (GO): ATP binding; nucleoside diphosphate kinase activity; AMP kinase activity
Source: RefSeq, a predicted model, not a curated record
UACAAGAAGACGCGUGUGCAGUUAGCUUAGCUUAGCUUCGCUUGUUAUCAAAGUUAACAAGAGGAAGUAACAAGAGGAAAUAACUCUGUAACCGACACAAAGCGAAAUAAAGUAAAGGUUGGUGAGAAUAAACACACAGUAAAGUGCUUCAGUGGUAAUACAGUCAUUGUUGACGAUGGACGCAACAGUCAAACCUGUAAGGAUUCCACCUGAAAUUGCUACGUAUGCAGAGAAGCAUGAAAUAUUUGAGCUGAUCCAGACUCUGGUGAAAAACCUCGUCAUAGACAAGCCGGCAGAUCCCAUACAGUACCUGAUAACAAUACUAAAAAGUGAUAGCGUGGAUGUACCAAAAGUUGUGCUGUUGGGUCCACCAGCUUCCGGGAAAAGUACUGUGGCUAAAAAGCUGUGUGAGCACAUUGGUGCUAUACAUAUAACCUCUAGCAACAUCCUGAAGAAUGACACUGACCUGACCAGAGCUGCACUGCAAUACAGAGACAAGAAUCAGGUGAUUCCAAAAGAUCUUUGGAUCAAGUUGAUUCAGCAGCGUCUUUCCAGACCAGACUGCAUCAGACUGGGCUGGGUUUUAGAUUCUAUUCCCAAAACACGGGAAGAGGCUCUGUGUCUACAGGAGGUGGGCAUUGCUCCCGAGCAUGCUGUGAUUCUGCAAGCCACUGAUGCUGUCCUGAUUGAGCGAAGUCUUGGCAAGAGGAUAGACCCUGUCACAGGAGAUGUCUACCACAUGACAUUUAUGUGGCCUGAGAGUGCAGAGGUGGCUCAGCGUCUCCAAAGGCCACAGCACCUGAUGACAGAAAAUGAAAUAACCCGUCAGUUGCAGACAUAUCAUCGAGACAUCCAUGCUCUACAGCACACUUACAACAGUUUUCUAAAGAUCAUUAAUGCUGACCAGCCCCACGUAGAUGUGUUUAACCAAGUGUUAAGUUAUGUUCUGUCCAGGCAUCGCUCUGCAGCACCUUCCACUCCCAGAAUCCUUCUGCUUGGACCACCAGGAUCUGGAAAAAGUCUGCAGGCCGGAUUGAUUUCCCAGAAAUACAACGUAGUCAACAUUUGUUGUGGUGAACUUCUAAAGGCAGUGGCAGCGGACGAGUCUAGUAUGGGAGAGCUCAUUAAACCCUUCCUGGAGUCAGGACAGCAAGUGCCGGAUAAUAUGGUACUGCGGGUCCUUACUGAGAGACUUAGCAGGCUGGACUGUACAACACAUGGUUGGGUCCUGCAUGGCUUUCCCCGAGACCUGGAGCAGGCCGAAGGGCUGCAAGAGUCCAAUUUCAGCCCCAGCAGGGUUUUCUUUUUGGAGAUGAGUGAUGAAGUGGCUCUUGAGCGGCUCACUCUCAGAUCUGUUGAUCCAGUGACUGGAGAGAGGUAUCACUCACUCUACAAGCCUGCCCCAAGUGCGAAGGUGCAAGCUCGCCUACAGUAUAACCCACAAGACUUUGAGUAUAAAAUCCAGAAAAAGCUGAAGGAGUACAGGAGCCACGUAUCUGCCCUCCAGGCCUUCUACCCUCAGGCUGUGUGGGUCAGUGCUGAUCAGGUUCCCCACACAGUGUUCGAGUGCCUGGAGAGCAGGCUGGUGGGCCGCCCUCCCAAAGUCCUGCCUGAAUUAAACAUCCAAGCUCUCUCUAGCUCCUCUGGUCAGUAAUCACUACUGGCUUGUUGACCCAAGCUGAUCACAGGGGAGUUCAGCGGACCUGCUAAUUAUACACAUGUUUAAUUAAUGUUGCAAUAAAACACAGCCUGUCCGGG